This is a messenger RNA of Parnassius apollo (apollo), 1977 nucleotides long. The record is from the annotation of a GenBank genome assembly. NCBI's taxonomy places the organism in Eukaryota, Metazoa, Arthropoda, Insecta, Lepidoptera, Papilionidae.
AUGAUUAAGAAUAAAGAUAGUAAAGACAUCAAAAUUGACCUUGAGACCUUUAGCAGAAGGAAUAAAAGUCCUUAUCCUGAGCUACAGCAUUUUGAUACAUUAUACUAUAAUAGGCCUUAUUCGAUGACGUCUAAUGUUUUUGAAAAGUUUUGUGAUACGCAAAUUACUUAUAAUUCACAUGUGCAUUCAUCGAUCCUGAAUAAUUUGAAUCAAGAUUUUAAAACUAGUCAUGCUCAGAGCCAUGAUGCUUUACCAAAUUCAGAUCACGUGCAAAUCGACUUAACCUGCAACGAAGUGAUGCCGUUAGAAGAACUCUCAUUUAAUAUAACUGAACAAAAUGAUAUUAGUUCAUCAACGUACGUGAUGCAAUGUGGUUUUGAUUCCGACGACUCUGUGCGUGAUAAAGACUAUCUCCCAUCUGAUUCAAGUAGCGAUUCAAGUGACGAUUUUGAAUCAAUUAAAUCGAGUAACCAAAAGUCCCAUGUGUUACAAACAAACGGAAGUUCUAAAAAAAAGGAUUCACAGUCCAUAUUUCCACCAACUGUGGUCACGAAGAGCUUAACUUCAGACGUUCUUGACACUGUUCCUUUUAUUCAUGAAAGAAAAAAGUUGCAGAAUAAACGCAGAAGCUCAAUUAAUUUUCCUUGUGCUGAUAAAGAUAUUGCCGCGUCACUACUUCCUUGCUAUCGUAGGAACACCAUUGAUGUUGGUGCGUAUCAAACAUUGUAUCAAGUCAAUGGACCUGUUGCAGUCACUUUGGAACCUGAAACAUCACAACCAAAACAAAAACGUAAAAAAUAUGACACUCCCUUAUUUCAGCGAAAAAUAGAUGCCAAAAAUAAAAUAAAGUUAGAACAUAAUGUUAAAAUGGGGUGUAACGAAACCUGCCUAAAAAAAUUUACUUCCAAAUUUAGUCAAGUCGAGCGAGAAGCAAUCAAUAAAAUGUAUUGGGACAUGUCCUGGCGAGAAAAGCAUUUAUUCGUGAAUGCACACACUUCAGUAGCAGUUCCAAAGAGAAAAAUGACCAGUGACCCGAAGAGGAAACCAAGAAGGGCAUUUACAUUUAAGCAACUAGACGACACCAGAGUUGAGGUAUGCAAAACCUUUUUUUUGACUACUUUAGGUUAUGUUAAAACAAAUGACAGGAUCUUGCAUAGCUCUUUUAUUGAUCCCCAAUUUACUGAUAAAAGAGGAAAGCACCAGAAAACACUUGCUUAUGAUCGUAAUUUGUUGACUCAGCACGUUGAAUCGUUUCAACCAUCAGAACCCCACUACAGGCGUGAACAUGCUCCACUGCGACGAUAUUUGUCAAGUGAUAUUAGUGUAACUAACAUGCAUAGACAUUUCUGUAAAAAAUAUCCAGAUAAGAUCGUUUCGUAUGAACUAUAUAGGCAACACGUAAAAAAAAUGAAUAUUUCUUUUACUCGUUUGGGUAAUGAAGAGUGCGAAAUGUGUGAAGCUUACACUUUGCAUAAAAAAGAAAUGUCACAUGAUGUCGAUUCGACGCUUCCUUCUGAUGCAGAUAUUUCUGAAAUAAAUCAAGUGAUGGAUUUGUUAUCGGAUUCCGAGGAAAUAAUAUGUCAAAGUCGUAAUAAUUCACUUAUCACCAAACAUAGUUUUUCUGACGAUUCUCCGACUGAAGAAAAUAUCACACAACAUCAAUCUCCCGAUUGUAGCUUAAAUCAUCUAGAAUUUGAUUGUGAUAACCAUUUCUGCCACUUGUUUGUUGAAAAGGAUAUUUUACCUCUACAGUCAGUUGAUUCCAAUAUUACCGACUUAUCAUAUACCUCUCAAGCAAACACGCCUCUCUCUUCUUACUCAGAAGCAACACCACAAACUUCUAGAAAAUGGGUUUUAAAACCAAGGAAAGAUAAGGGAAAUAUCAGACGUCGACAUGUUAUGCAAUGGAAGGACAACAAAAGAAAAAUUCUAAGAAACUUGGGCAAAGGAGUAUACGCGAACAUUGCACAUGAGUAA